Drosophila busckii is the source of this 1847-nucleotide messenger RNA. Its product is annotated as zinc finger BED domain-containing protein 1-like. The transcript is spliced from 4 exons. Bases 347 to 1837 code for a protein of 496 amino acids. Gene Ontology annotation, molecular function: protein dimerization activity. Lineage: Eukaryota; Metazoa; Arthropoda; Insecta; Diptera; Drosophilidae. The record is from RefSeq and is a predicted model, not a curated record.
UUUUUUAUUGAACUUGCGUUUUGCGUUGAACAAGAAGAAAAUAAAACAAAUUUACAGUUGCGGUGUUGGUGGUGUUGAAAUAAGUGGUGCAGAUUAAGUGAAAAGCGAUUAAAUAUGGAAAGUGGAAAAAGAAAGCGCGAAUCAUCUGUAGUUUGGGACUAUUUUAAAAAAACGGACAACCACGGUGCAAAGUGCAAACAAUGCGGCAAAUACUAUAAAACAGGUGGGAACACCUCUAACCUUCUGGAUCACUUAAAUCGCGCUCAUCCCAAUUACAAAAAAACCAACUUGCCUCCUAAGCCUACUAGCUUGGAAGAAUUUUUGGUAAGGGAUCAAUUGUAUCCAAAUGGUGAUGCGUAUGAUAUCUAAAGAUGUGCAGCCGUUUAGUGUUGUCGAAGACAGCGGCUUUAAAGAUUUAAUUACCAAGCUAGAUCCAAGGUACAAAUUACCCAGCCCAGCGCAUCUGAGGAAUGUAGUGCUUCCAGCUCAAUACGAAGAGCUACGGAAAAAGGUAAAAAUGGAUUUGAGCGACGUCGACGACUUAGCUAUAACGGCAGAUUGCUGGACGUCGCGCGCUAACGACGGGUACUUAACCGUUACCUGCCAUUUUAUUAAUACUAAUUUCGAUAUGAAAUGUGCAGUUUUAUCAACAAAGAAGCUUUUGACAGCAACCAAUCACACUGCGGCCAAUAUUGCGGAGUCGCUGAGCAGUGUUUUUGAAUGUUGGGAUAUCCGUAAAAAAGUGAGGAUAAUUGUGACGGACAACGAUGCGUCCAUGAAGAAAGCCUGCGAGCUAUUAGAAAUCAAGCAUCUGCCUUGUGUUGCGCACACAUUAAACUUACUUGUGCAAGAGCUUCUAAAAGCGGACUCAUUAAUACCCCUGAUGAGCAAAUGCAAGAAGAUUGUGGCUUUUUUUAAAAGCAGCACUAUUGCAACAGAAAAACUGAAAGAGGCCCAGGGUACUAAUGAGUCAUAUAGCUUGAUACAAGAAGUGCCGACACGAUGGAAUAGUGCGUAUCUGAUGAUUGAACGCAUAAUUCUUAUAAAGGAAGCAAUUGCAUCAGUGCUUCUGAUAUCAUCGAAAGCUCCGAUCCCAUUAUUUGCAGAUGAAGUCGCAGUUCUGGAGGACGUUUGCCGCAUUUUGGCGCCAUUUAACGAAGCGACCAAACAGGUAUCUGCAAACAAAAGCGCAACAAUUUCAUUGGUAAUACCAAUAAUUUGUGAGCUACACCAAAAACUUGACGUUUUAGGCUCAUUAGUGACCACAAAAAUAGCCUUGGAUCUGUGCGGAAUACUGAAAGAACGAAUGCCUGCCAGACUUGCUCCGUACCAAUCCAGAACUGUGACCAGAAUUGCAACGAUUAUCGAUCCGAGAUUUAAAAAACUCGGAUUUUUAUCGCUUUCAAAUGCUGACCAAGCAGCAAAAGGUCUGGAGAUGGAAAUACAAUCGCAAAUAAGAUCCCACGUUCCACCGCAAAUUCCAACACCACCUGCAACACCACUUCGCACUGAAAACACAAAACCAAUGUUUACUUUUCUGCAAAAUAGAAUGUCAGAACAAGUUCACUCCUCUAGAGCUGAUACAAUAAUAUUGUUGAGACAGUAUUUGGAGAAAAAAAAUGAGCCUGAAGACACUGAUCCAGUUUUAUUUUGGAGGAACAACACUGAUUUAAAUGCGCUUCAAAAUGUUGCAAAAAAGUUUUUAUGCGUGCCGGCUACCUCGGCCGAGUCGGAACGCAAUUUUAGUAAAGCUGGCCAGAUUAUUUCGGACAGAAGGUGUUCGUUAAAACCAAAUAUUGUAGAUAUGAUCCUAUUCUUAAACAAAAAUCAAAUUUAAAUAUUAGAAA